Penicillium salamii is the source of this 2769-nucleotide messenger RNA. The record is from the annotation of a GenBank genome assembly. NCBI's taxonomy places the organism in Eukaryota, Fungi, Ascomycota, Eurotiomycetes, Eurotiales, Aspergillaceae.
AUGAUUGAAUCCACGAUGAGCGGCGCUCCGGUCGCCGAAGAUAAUAUUAUCAACCGGCGUGGUGGAGAGUCUAUCUACCAGAGCUGUGUCAAUCUGAAACGGAGACUAUCGGAAGUUCCCGACUUUGAGCCGUACCUGCAAGAAAUGGAUGAACAUGACGCUGAAAGGGGAAACACAGAUCCGGUGGCCUCUUUGUGGAACUGCCUCCGGAAUGGCUAUCCGCUGCUAAGCAUUUAUAACGCAUCUGGUCCCGAUGAUAGACUGGAAAUCGACCCGGGCAAGGUCACGGAGGCAAAGCGUCCCAAAGCGGCAACUUUCAAGUUCCUACAGGCCUGUCUACAGGAUCUGGCUUUUCCUCAACAAGAUUGCUUCCUGAUCACUGAUCUUUAUGGUGAAAGUACAACGGGGUUCAUUAAAGUGAUCAAGAUGGUUAACCGCGUCGUGGACAUUCUUGAGAUGCAAGGCCAAUUGAAGCAAUCCGAAGUUACAGAGACACCCACUGGGGCGAAGGCCCAUGUGAAGCUUACCAAACGGGAGCAUAUUCUCAAGGAGCUUUUGGAAACGGAGCGUGACUAUGUUCAUCACCUGCAAAAUCUCCAAGCGCUUAAGAAAGAAUUGGAGGAGACAGGUGCCUUGACGGGUGACGCUAGCCAUCAGAUUUUCCUCAAUCUGAAUAACCUGCUGGAUUUUGCUCAGCGAUUCUUGAUUCGCAUGGAACAACACUAUGCUCUGCCCGAAGAAUCGCAGAACUGGGGUCAACUAUUCUUCACGCAUGAAGACGGCCUCCGACAGUAUGAACCGUUUAUUGCCAACCAGAUGCGUUGCGACGAAGUCUGCCUGCAAGAGUGGGAUAAAAUAAAGAAUGCGCCUCGCCCUUCGGACCUGCAACAAAUGGUUGCACAGCCAAAAACACUCAACGGAUUCUUCGUGAAACCUUUCCAGCGCUUGACUCGAUACCCGCUUAUGCUCCUGGAGCUACGCAAGCAAUUAGAAGAUGUCCAGCUGCAGGCGGAUAUCACUCAUGCAAUUGACUGCAUUCAACAACUGCUUGACUAUGCUAAUGAGGCCAUUCACAAAGAACAUCUUGCCGCGGCAGUAGUCGAUCUUUCUGAGCGAGUGGAUGACUGGAAGGCUCUGAAGAUGGAUACAUUUGGAACACUUCUUCGGUUUGGCACAUUCCAGGUUGUGAAAGGAGACAGUGGCAAGGAUAAUGAAAGAGAGUACCAUAUCUAUCUCUUCGAGCGGAUUUUGCUGUGCUGCAAAGACAUUAACCCCAACAAGCAAAAGACAAAGCUCAUGAUGCAAAAAGAAAAGCCAUCUUUGAACGCGAAAGGCAAGGCUCGUCUUCAGCUGAAGGGUCGAAUUUACAUGGCCAAUGUCACAGAUAUUGUCUGCCUUCAAAAGCCUGGACUUUAUCGGAUUCAAAUCUUCUGGAAGGGAGACCCGGGCGUGGUUGAUAAUUUCAUCAUCCGUUAUGUCAAUGAAGAUACCAUGCGUAAUUGGUAUAAGGACAUUGACACCCAGCGGGCGAUUCAAGCGGAGCGACGUACUUUGCGCAACACGGGUACAUCUGACAGCGAGUUUACCUACAUGGAAGGCAUGGGAAAUAUGCCCAACCCCUACCAGCAGGAGUACGAUACAAACGAUGACCCCAGCAAAGACCAGUUCUACUCCGAAUUCUCCAUGAGCCGGAAUGCAUCCAGCACUAGUCUUCGGACUCGGUCUGCCACUGGUGGCAGUACAAGCUCUGUUCCUCAUCCCAACGGCCGACCGCGUUAUGCGGGCACCGAUCCAACGCUCUCCGUGCACACUCAGUUCUCUGGAAACGGGAGCAUGUCACCCGGCGAUCGAAACGGAAACUCCUACUUCUCCCCCACAGAGACUCCAUCCACGCGGUCAAGUUCUCAAUCUGGAUUCUCCUUUGGUCGCCAGAACACCAACUCCACCAAUACAUCUAUGGUUUGGAACGAGGAGUCCAAUCGAUACACAGCACCGGCGUUGUCUCGUGUGGCUUCGCGCGAGGGUUCAACGUCUGGGGGAUAUUUCCCCCCGCAGGCUAACGGCCGAGGUGCUCAACGUCCCUCUUUGCCUCCGCUCACGGGCCCUCAGGCCGCCCAUGCUGCCAAUGGCAUGGCUCAACGCAUGCGAUCGGCCAGUAGCCCUGAUAUUCACCACCACAACAACGGUUCUUCCGAGUCUCGUCGCUACAUGGGGGUUCAUACUAUGCAAACUGUCGACAACGUUCCGGUUCCCCCGAUCCCCGCCCACAUGGCCAACAUGAAAGCGCCUAUCAACCGUAGCCAGAACAAUUCGCCCACCAGCCAACUUCCUCUUCGGACUCAGCCCUCUCUCCACACCACGCAUUUCAACGAUCCCGAGUACAACGACUCUCGCCACUCUGGGCAGCUUUCGGACCAUGCCACUUCUCCCUUGACCCAAGAGCCCGAGGGCGGAGACCAAUACAUGCCGACCCAACUCAAAGCGAAGGUCAACUUCGAGGAUAACUAUGUUACGUUGGUGAUUGCAACCAACAUCUUGUUCCGCUCCUUGACGGACCGCGUGGACGCCAAGUUGGCUCGAUUCACCGAUCGAUCUAUUGGGAACAAGACCGUGCGUCUGCGCUAUCGUGACGAGGAUGGUGAUUUCGUAACGAUCGACAGUGACGAGGCCGUUCAGCUUGCAUUUAUGGAAUGGAAAGAGCAACAUCGGGACAUGCUUGCCAAGGGCUUGGUUGGGGAGAUUCAACUCUACUGUCAAGUCGUUGACUAG